CAUCCACUUCCCAUAUGUCCUCGAUUUAAUUUACUCCUCCCUUCGACUCCAUCUUUGUAAACGAUAUCAGCAUCAUAUUGACUUCUGUGCUCGGCACCCUACCUCGUGCCGAGACCGUUUUCUGUGCACUUACGCGGAGGGCCCGCUACCAGUCGUUGAAAGUCCCAUUUGCACGGGCUGCUCCGUCCGCGCCUCUUUUUUCUUUUACCGGCUUUUUGUCACUAUUGCAUUCCUCUGUCAACGAUUAAUUGCGCCUUAUCACCUUGUCUAUACGCCAUACACACAGGAAGACUACAGUCCAUCGCUGUUCACAUUCUUCCCAGCCCAACACUCCACCCCUGCCGGUCCUGAAACAAAUCCUGCCUACCAACAAGAUCCCUGUCAAUUCCCCGCCACUCAUCUGAGCGAUCAUACCAGUCGACUACGUGUCGAGGCUCAGCAGAUUCCUCACACGGCGUUUGCAACAUUGUCACCUCACUGGCUACGUCUUUUGAGUCGAGUUUCAUCUCUUCAUUCACUUCUGCAGCACCGCUACACACGCUCGCUCUUUCUCUCAGUCUCACAGUGCCGUCAACUGUUCAAACUUUAGUCGACUCGAAAUCCACCGACUAUUCUAACGGCGAAGUCCAACGGUUCCCACUUGGCUCAACAGCCGCUGUCAAUCUCCACCAAGUCAAUCGAUAACGCCGAUACCAGCCACCAUGACAACCGUAUCGCCCCCAAUCUCGCCGCAGGGUCAAGAUACCCGUCCUCGCGCUCAUACUGCGCUGAGCCACUCCUCCCAGCGAACCCGUCGAAGCAGUUUCUCCGGCCACAAUCUCGAGUUGACAGAAAGUGAAAAGGACAAGAAGAGGUUGCAUACAAAAGCUGACCCUUCAAAAGCAUUGAGCGAAGCUACGCCGGCGGAACAGGCACUGGAACAGGCUACUGUCGACGAUCUACGUGCAGUGAGACACAAGGACAUGGAAGGCAACGUCAUCACCGAUCCUGAUCGAUCCAACCCAACCCGUCACCGCUUAGAGCGUCCUCUCGACACGAUUCGUUCUUUCAAUGCCGCUGCAGAAGGCACGAGCUCGCGUCGCUCAUCUUUCAACAACAGACCAUACUCCCAGGCGGGUUGGAAUGGCGAGACAAAUCGCAGAGCAAGCUACUAUUCAAGCAAUGGUUAUUCUCCUCAAGGCCGACCACGUCCGUCGCCUGGUGGUGGGUACUAUCGGAACUCGUCCUACGGAUUCGGUCCUCAAAGCGCAGUCGAGGAAACUCCUGGAGCGUCUCAAAUGUAUGGUCGACGUCAGAGCUCCAACCCAUACCACGGACCUCAAAAUGGACACCAGAAUGGUUAUCAAAAUGGCUACCACAAUAGCGACAGUCCGGCUUCGGCACACUCUUAUCACCAAUCCUAUGAAACCAUGACCUCCGGUUCCGAAGAAUAUGGAAAGUCAACCAAUCCGAGUUCGCAGAAUAGCUCUUUCGACCAAUUGCACCAGCUUCGGAAGCCAGAGGAAUUUAGCCCGGACAACCCGUACGCGAAUGAGCUGAAGUUCAGUCACCCUGCUGCUAUGAACAAGGCAUUCACACCGUACAACAUGAAUGAUGGCAUGUAUGGUCAAGACACUGUUCCGGUCAAAAGCUUCGCACCAAACAAUCCUCGUCAACCAAUCAAGCUUGACACCGGCACAUCCGACAACACUUUCAGCGCCGGAAGCUCUCCUAGUCCACCACAGAAGCGGCAAAGCUGGAUCAAGCGCAGAUUCAGCCGCCGUGGAGAUUAAUUGAAAAAGAACCCAACUUGAACGCUCGCUUAUUACCAUCUCGUUUUCGGCGUAUUGGGAGAGACAUGUAUUGGGCUCGUGGGCAUGUCCUGGCUGCAUGGUAUUCGGAUUUGCAUACCACAAAUGUGCGCUGCAAAGGGCGCUUUCAUUAUGAAUAAUGUUUGAUGUAAUCUCCUUGGAUGUUGGGCUGGGUCCGAUGGUGGUUUGUGGCUAAUGGCAACGGCUGACCUUUCUCCGUGAUAGAGGCUUGGGGAGAUAACUCACCAGCCGGGGACCAGCAAUUGAGCUUGUGCAUCUGACUGUGCUGUGCAGGUCAUGGGCACCAUUUCAUAGUCUCCAAAAAAACCCGUGGCCAGUCCGCUUUCUCAAGCACAGACUGGACGGGAACAGGUAGAUAAUCCGGGACUCUCGCUCGCGCAUCACUGAGCUUUCUUCCGGUUCUGCUCGGCCUCGAU
Messenger RNA from Exophiala xenobiotica, 2227 nucleotides. RefSeq lists its product as uncharacterized. Lineage: Eukaryota; Fungi; Ascomycota; Eurotiomycetes; Chaetothyriales; Herpotrichiellaceae. The record is from RefSeq and is a predicted model, not a curated record. The transcript is spliced from 5 exons. The coding region runs from base 702 to 1772 and encodes 356 amino acids.